UUUGUCGUGUGUAGCCUUUACACCACACCAUAUAUGAAAAGCCGUGGGAAAAAAAACUAUACACUUCUUGCCGAAACUACUGGCGUUGCCAUGUUGGGAAUCACCUUGCCUGAACGCGUGUUUUGCAAUACUCCCAACAACUGGCACUGCAUCUGCCAGCUGGGUACCUGGAAUUGGCCCGCAACACGGACCUUGAGCACACGAGUGCGGCCCGCACAAUAUCGGAGACCAUCAUGUUCGUGUUCUGUUGAACAGGCGGUGACGGGCGAUCGAGUACAGCAGAGGGGAUGAUGCAACGUAGAUGCUUGGAAGUUGUGCCACUCAAUCCCAUCCUUCUGGGACCGACCACUACCAGAGCAGCGGAACAUUGUUCCGGACAGGUGUCACCCUGUCAAAGGUCUUCUGGGGUGUUGUGCUUAUUCUGGUUCUGGGGUAUACACUGGUGUCGGCCUUCGUACCCGGUGGCACCUCGACUAGCGUGGGGGCAUGUCAGAUCUCAUCUAGAUCUGUCCGCAAGCCAUCGCAUCCUCCAAACCACGAUGCAAUCCUUUUGCGCCCCUGGGUAUACAGGCAUGCGCCCCGCCCAUAAGGCGGUAUGUUCAACAGCAAUAAUAACAACAACCUGUGCACUAGGGGAGGGCAAGUGCUACCGGUUCUCCUUCCCGCGUUACUUACAUCCACACACACGCGCGCGUGCGCAUCACCACGAUUUGAACUACAUCAUCAGAUCGCCCCACUAUGUCCCCGUCUCCACUCGUUCCCACCCAGAAUGAUACUCACUACCCUGAUUCAUGCCCUCCAAAUUUCUUCUGUCCUUUGAU
This is a messenger RNA of Bipolaris sorokiniana ND90Pr, 821 nucleotides long. RefSeq lists its product as uncharacterized. The record is from RefSeq and is a predicted model, not a curated record. Lineage: Eukaryota; Fungi; Ascomycota; Dothideomycetes; Pleosporales; Pleosporaceae. The transcript has a single exon. The coding region runs from base 288 to 773 and encodes 161 amino acids.